Eucalyptus grandis is the source of this 1100-nucleotide messenger RNA. RefSeq lists its product as uncharacterized. NCBI's taxonomy places the organism in Eukaryota, Viridiplantae, Streptophyta, Magnoliopsida, Myrtales, Myrtaceae. The transcript has a single exon. The record is from RefSeq and is a predicted model, not a curated record. The coding region runs from base 190 to 852 and encodes 220 amino acids.
UCUCUCUCACUCUUUCUCUCUGUUCUGUGUAAAUUUCGAGACGAUAAAAGCAAGAAAUCCUCGUUCAUCAACCUUUCAAAGUCCAAAAAGAUCAAAGAGCAGCAUCCCUCUUGAGUCUUGAAUAGCAGAUAAGACCUUCACCUCCUCCUCUACUUUCUCCCAUCUUCACCAUCACAAACCUUCAUCACCAUGAAGAAGCUCUACCGCAGAUCAGUCACCGUCCACCCCUCCCCGCCGCCGCAGCAGCCGCCGCCGGCCUCCGACCACAACCACCUCCUCUCCCUCCUCCCCGCCGCCAUCCUCGCCCUCGCCGCCGCCCUCUCCCCUCAGGACAGGGAGGUCCUGGCCUACCUCAUCUCCAACAACAACAACAACCACGGCCACUUCAACGACCGCAACGGCCGCCGCGGCAACGGCAAGAACAAGACCGGCAACUGCGACCACCCGCCUUGCUUCACCUGCGACUGCUUCCGGUGCUACAUGAGCUACUGGGUCCGGUGGGACUCGUCCCCGAACGGCCAGCUCAUCCACGAGAUAAUCGAUGCCUUCGAGGACGGGCUGGAGCUCAAGAGCAAGAACAAGAACAAGAACAACAGUCCCAAGAGCACGAGGGGCAAGAACGGCAGGGACAGGAGGAAGAGAUCGGGGCCCGCCGCCGAGCCGGCCGAGCCGAACCGGCCCGAGCCGAGCGCGUCCAAGAACGAGCCCGGCGACAAGAAAGAAGAGGCCAACUCCAGCGGCGUCGGCGGCGGAGGCGAGGUUGGUAGCGGCGGAGAGGAAGAGAUGGACAAAGGGUCGGUGAGGAAGCUGGUGAGCUUCAUCGGGGAGAGGAUUUGGGGCGCUUGGAAUUGAUCUGUGGAGAAAACUGACGAGCUUUUUGCUCGAAGUUUUUGCCUUUUUUCCGCUCGCUACAAGCCCAAGUAGCUAGCGAGCGUUUCUUCUUCUGGUUUGCUCCUCCCUCCUUUUCCUUUUCUGGUCUGAAUUCUGUACAUAUCAUCUUUUGCUUCUUGCUAUGUAAAAGAGAAUGGAGAAGAGCAGCUACUCUUAUUUAUAAACUAAAUCUCUCCCCCCGGGGAAGCUGGUUUGCCUUUUCUAGUUUC